GCGCUGGCCUUGGGCCACGCGCUGGCCUUGGAGGAAGUCGCAGCCCACGCAAGUCACGUUGGUCGAUUGUCACAUGCACAAGUCAAUUGACCGGUGCAUUAAUGUUGUCCCCGUGUACUUUGCCCUGCAUGCAAGCGAGGCUGUGCCCUUCGACAUUUUGGACACCAAGUUCGACAUGAUCUUGGGCAUGUCAUGGCUGCAAAGCGCGGAUCACCCGGUGAACUUCUACCGCCGUACCGUUCACGUUCGUGAUCGGAAUAGAGUACUAGUCCCAUGCACGGUGCCUCCUCCUCACCCUUCGAUCAGCUGCCACGUGGUGUCCGCCGCAAGCAUUCGAGCUUCCAUCACGAGGGAUGGCAUCGAGGAGAUGGGGGUGUGUUUUCUCCUCACCCUCCCGCCCCAUGACAUUCCAUCGACGGACUCAUCACCGGACCCACGCAUCACCAAGCUUCUCGACGCUUAUGGCGACGUGUUCGAAGCCCCGCACAAAGUAGUACCGGAUCGGCCCAUCCGCCACGAGACCAUCCUCGAGGCCGGGGCCGUAGCUCCCCGUGGUUGCAUUUACCGCAUGAGCGAGGAAGAGUUAAGUGUGCUACGAGCACAACUCGACGACCUCCUCGAGAAAGGUUGGAUUCGGCCUAGCUCUUCGCCAUGCGGUGCUCCCGUUCUCUUCAUCCGGAAGAAGAACAAGGAUUUGUAUCGGAGUUUGGACGAGCAUGUGGAGCAUCUGCGCACCGUUUUGGACCGGCUACGACAAGCCAAGUACAAAACCAACCGCGACAAAUGUGAAUUCGCGCGGCAAGAGCUCGAGUACUUGGGCCAUUAUGUGAUGCCGCAUGGCAUCCGUCCGCUUGCGGACAAGAUCGAGACCAUCCGCGUGUGGCCUGAGCCCACCAACACCACGAACGUUCGCUCAUUCGUGGGAUUGGUGGGCUACUAUCAAUGCUUCAUCACCGGGUACUCAAGGAUUGCCGCACCUAUGACGAGAUUACAAUCGCCAAAGAUGCCAUUCGUAUUCAAUGACGGCGCACGUCGGUCAUUCCAAGCACUCAAGACGGCCAUGCUCAUGGUACUCGUCCUUAGCAUCUACGACCCCACCUUGCCAACGAGAGUGACAACUGAUGCUUCCGGCUAUGGCAUUGGGGCAGUCUUGGAACAACACGACGGCGGCAAUUGGCACCCUUUCGAGUAUUUCAGCCACAAAGUGCCUCCCAUCAACUCACUUGAUGAUGCAAGGAAGGAGCUACUCACGUUCGUAAUGACUCUCAAGUGUUGGCUGCACUUCCUCCUUGGGCGUCGUAGGUUCACAUGGGUCACUAACAACAACCCGUUGACCUACUACAAGACGUAGGAUACAGUGAGCAGCACGAUCGAAUGUACUUCAUCGACCAAUUUGACUUCACACCGAAACAUCUCGCUGGCCUCUCCAAUCG
Messenger RNA from Chara braunii, 1433 nucleotides. NCBI's taxonomy places the organism in Eukaryota, Viridiplantae, Streptophyta, Charophyceae, Charales, Characeae. The record is from the annotation of a GenBank genome assembly.